This is a messenger RNA of Acanthopagrus latus (yellowfin seabream), 2885 nucleotides long. RefSeq names its product nucleolar protein 11 (gene nol11). Lineage: Eukaryota; Metazoa; Chordata; Actinopteri; Spariformes; Sparidae. The record is from RefSeq and is a predicted model, not a curated record. Gene Ontology annotation, cellular component: nucleus; nucleolus. Gene Ontology annotation, biological process: maturation of SSU-rRNA. Gene Ontology annotation, molecular function: RNA binding; protein binding. The transcript has 19 exons. The coding region runs from base 16 to 2337 and encodes 773 amino acids.
UAGGAUGGGUCAGCCAUGUGUUUGGUUCGAAAUGAUUUUACAGAGGGCGUAGCAGAGAGCAGUCUCGUGGUUCCGGUGUUGCCGCUGACAAACGUUCGUCUUUUCUCGCGAGAUCCUACGAGCUCCACUUUCUUCUCGUCCAGCAUGGCCGCGCUGUAUGAGGGAUACACGUUGUGCGGACUCGUUCCAGGUCAAACUCUGACUAAUUCAGGCAUUCAGGGGAUCGAAGCGGAGAGAGACAGCGACCAUGUCGUCGUCACCGACUCAACCAGAUCUGUCACGUUGUACAAGGUUUCAGACCAGAAGCCGUUGAGCAGCUGGACAGUGAAACAAGGACAGACCCUGACCUGCCCAGCAGUCUACAACUCUCAGACCAAAGAAUAUGUGGUGGUCUCGGACAACAAGGUGAUCAGAAUCUGGAAGGAUGAGGACAUACUCCUAGAUAAGGCCUUCAAAGCAACCGUGUCAUCAGAUGUCUGGAGGGUUCACUGUUUGCCUGGAGGGGAGCCUGUGGUCUUGUUCCAGAGAGGAGCUGUGAGACUCCUGGACUCCCUCCUGUCUGCUCCCCAGCAGCCUAUAGAGGAAGUCCUUGCUCAAGAAGAGUCCAUUAGGUGGAGCACUAACAUAGUUGCGGACUCACAGCAAUUUGUCAUCUUCACAACUGAACUGAAAGGGGACAGUUUCCUCUACCUGCACAGACUGAAUCCCAACACCCUACAGAGGUACCGGCUUGAGAGAGAGGAACCCGGUCUUUCCCCGCUCAGCUUCUCUGCCUCCUACAGGGACAAACACAUCUGCCUGCUUUACCUCUACCCUAAUGGUCAUGUGUACCAGAGCGUUAUCUCUGUGCGGGGCCUGGGGGGUGACGAGGGGGCCCAGGCUCUUCCAUUGCCCAGAAGUCUGCUGCUGGGUCUUCCUGUCGGCGAGGGCCUGCUGGAGGCGGCAUCGGCUCAGGUCCUAGAUGAAGCCCAUGUAGCUGUUGUGGGGGUUCCGCACCCCUCUGCUGGAGCUGGUAAAGACUUCCUCUGCAUCUGGAAUACAAAUUUCCAGACACUUCAGGCUGGAAAAGAGAUGGCGGGUAAAAUCUAUGGACAGCUAUGGACUUUCUCCAACAAGUUAUUCAUUCCACAUGGGAAAACCCUCUCUGUUAUUCCAUACGAGUGCCCCAAAUCCUCCCUGGCUUCUGCCCUUGGAAAACUAAAGCAGGCCAAGACUGAAGAAUUCAAAGCUCCAACUUGUGUACCAUCUUGGAAUAACAUUCUGCAUGGAGAUAAAGCCCAGCCCUCUAGAACAGUUGAGACCAGGAAGACGAGAACAAACCGUAAGACCCAAUCUGCACCCAGUUUAACAGUUGACCAAGUUCUGGAGUUCAUUAGGACGGCACCAGUUGAAGAGGUCCAGAGAGAGGUAGAGGGGCUCCUCUCCAGGGCAGACAUCCAGGACCUGCAGCCUUUGGUGGGGCAGCUCGCAUCAAUGCUUGUGUCCCGGAGCCUGGCUGAUCCAGCCUUCUACACCCCGAGCACCCUGGCACAGUUAGUGCACACCCAGUCCCUCUGCCACAGUGUGUGUCCUGACCUUGUGCUUCUGGCCCUGGAGAGGAGGGACUUCUUUCUGUGUCAGCUCUGCUUGCAGUUCUUCCCUGACAUCCCAGAAGCUGUCACCUGUGCUUGCCUGAAGGCCUUCAUCAGUAUGCCAGACACUGAGGCAGAGAAACUGAGCUUGGAGCCUGACAGUGUCUCCUUCAUGGAAACAUUAAUUGCAAGGGAGCAUGCCCCGGUUGGCUUGCAAAAUGGUUUCAGCCCCACCUCCACUGACCAGGACUGCUCAGAUGCCCCAGGAGGUGGAGGUAGAGUCGUUACGAAGGCUGGAGAGGAGGACAAGGAGAAGAGCUCAACUCCACCCGAGCCGAUCUGUUCUGUAGGAUUACACAAGGCUGUUCUUCUAAAUGAGGUCCUGUUGACGGCGUACAGUGACACUUUCCUUCUCCCACACCUAAAAGAUCUCUCCUCCCAGCACGUUGUUCUAUUCCUCCAGUACCUGCAGUUCCUUUACCUCAAGUAUUCCCAAGAUGCUUCCCCACAGAUGCACGGAUUGAGAUCACCAAGUCUGACGCAGAUCAUGGAUUGGGUAUGCAUGGUAUUGGAUGCCCAUUUCACAGUGCUGGUGAUGACUCCUGAGGCCAAAGGUUUACUGGUGAACCUUCACAGCUUUGUCAAGUCUCAGGUCAGACUGGUUUCUGAGCUUGGAAAGAUCGAGGGCAGCCUCCAAGAGCUCAAUAAGAUGAAGGCGAAGAAGGACGUUGGACAAUACUCCAUUGAAAUCAUUGAGCUGUUUUAGAAUGUGUCCAAUUUGUAUACUUUUAAUAAAUCAUUGCUCAUAAUUUGUCCUCCAACUUUCCCGCAGUGGUGGUUUCAAGGGUUGUUUACUUGUCAACCAAAUGGUUUAAUAUUAAGUGUUUUUGGCACAGUACCAGCAAGCAGACUUCAAGAUGUUUUACUGUGUAUGAACAUAAUUCUUGAUGUAAUUUUGGCAUUGAAUAACUUGCAGAUGCCUUCCAACCAUGUUUUAAACUUGUUAAAGCUGAUGUUGACCAGUCAAGUAAUUUAGUUUGCGUGAUAAAUCAGCAUUCUGCUUACAUGCCAAACUGGCUAAUAUUAGGUUCGUAGAAGGCAUGCAGAAGCCACCUCAUAGGACAGUAUGGCAAAAGUUUGUAAUUUCUAAUUGGACUCUGCCUUUCAACAUUUAAUUGUGAGUGACUGCCUGUUUUCCUGUAUGUGUGCUAAUACAACUGAAUAUUUGAAUCUAUCAGCUGUGACUUUGUACUGGGUUUUCCAACAAGAAGACCUUUUAUUUUGAAUAUAAAUAUAUAUAUAAUAUCAAGAGUA